AUGUUAACGCUAUUGACGGAAUUGCGUUUCUGGUCCACCAGGGAAGACAUCAUCAUUCAGGAUACCGAUCUUGGAACGACAAAGUAUUCCGAAAAGAAAACCGAUUCUAACCGGAACCUUCUAAGCGAAGGAAAGCGAAGCUACUGCGAAUCACGUGGCCUCAAAUGGAGCCUCGACAACAAAAAGCCAAACAAACUACGACAUUCGCUGCGGCUGCUGGAAGAAGAGCUACGCCAGAAGCGGCUGGUGUAUUGCAAAUGGAAGAACAACUUCCUGCUCCAGCUGAUGCUCUCCAACGGGCUGCUGGUGCACGUAGCUAUAAACCCGUUCACGGGCGAUAUCAAUCGGAUCUACUUCGACAAGUAUCUGAUCGGCAAGCUGAUCUCGGAAUACAUUACCGAUGUCAUAAUCACCCAGAACCAUCUCCUGGUGGCGUACAACGAAAAUCAGAUCACGUUCGUGCAGCUGCAAAAACCAACCGCCCGGAAAAACAACCUCGAGAAGAUCAGCCUAAUGGACCCGAAAAUCUACAACGUGCUGCUAAGUGGCACGGGAACGACAUCGCGCAAGGUACCGAAGCGGUUGGUUUGCAGCAGCAGCCUCAACUUGGUGAUCGUAUGGACCAAGUCGUCCCAGAACGAGGUUUAUCCGUGGCGUCCCACGGUGAAAGAUCAGGAUCGAGCAAACCUGCACGUGUACAAACUGAACGGGGCUCGCAUGGAGCUGCUGUGCUACUAUUGGACGGAGUAUGAUCCAAUUUCGGUGGAAUUUUCGCUCAUGAAUGAUUACCAGGUGCACUGCGUGGAGCAAAAGAUAUCCAAAAAGGGUGAAGUGACCAUCGAUAGUUGCAUUUAUCAGAUAAAUAAAACAAAAAUGCGUCGGGUCGCCGUUACUUCCAUUCCGCUGCAGACGCAGGUGUGCUGCAACGCGCUUAGUCCCGACCACGAGAAACUAAUGCUCGGUUGCAUCGACGGCUCGAUCGUACUUUUCGACGAGGGCCGCGGUAUAACGCACCUUGUGAAGGCCGCUUUCAUUCCCACGUACGUUGCCUGGCACAGUGACUCAUCGGUGGUAAUGAUCGCGAACGAAAAGUGCCAACUGCAGUGCUUCGAUAUUGCCCUGUCCUGUGUGCGGAUGCAGCUGCUUAGUGAGACGCACGACAGCAUACCAUCGGGGACGUUCGAUUUGUCCAAUUACUUCCUCGGGCACCACGCGCCGGCCAUCCAGUUGGGGCGUCUUUGCUGGAGCAAAAAGCCUGAAUUGGUCAAUCACGGAGAAAAGUAUGCCACGACCGAUUCCUUCCUAUUCUGUGCCUUUGAGCAAGGACCGUUGGCGUGCGUGCGCGUCGUUGGUGGUUCCGGAUUGAAAGGAGAUGUCCACACUUCCGGUCUCACGGCGGACGUGUUGGUGCACAAGUACAUUUCGCUAAACCAGGUGGAGAAAGCCAUCAAUAUCCUGCUCAGUCUCAACUGGGACACGUACGGGGCCAUGUGUUUACUAUCGCUACAUCGAAUCGCUAACUACAUUUUCAAGCAGCCGUUAGGCACGGAACGGGAGCUACAACUGCAGAAGGCACUCGGGAGCUUCCUCGUGCCGGUGAAAUCGCUAUGUUACGAAACGGAGCUCGAGUUUGGGGAUCAGGUUAAUGAUAUUACCCUCAAAUUUUUCCACUAUCUGCUGCGUAAUCGAUCGUACAAUAAGGCGUUCAGUUUAGCCAUCGACAUAAACGAUGCGGAUCUGUUUCUGAAGCUGCACGACAAAGCUAAGGCAGACGGUGAUGCUGAACUUGCGAGGGAAGCUCUGAAGAAGGUAGACGAUAUCAACCGCAUCUGCACGGAUCGAAGCGAUAGUGAACAUUCAUUGUGUUCGAAUUCGUCCUGUUCCUUGUGUGCGGAUAGUUUCGAUGACGAUGAUUACGAGGACCCGGAGCGCGAAAACGGUUGUGACGAUGAGGAAGAUAUGGUCGACGAGGAGGAACAAGAGCACGAAGGAGAAGCAAUCGAAGGUAACCAAGCUGUACGGCGUCGUUUGAACGGCACGAACGGAAACCAUUUACGUCGGAAGGAGAGAAUAGUUCCUGAAAAAUCUCGGCCCGAUUUGUCGAGGCAACAUUACGCAAGCGAUGGUCGAGAGAAAAGCUUUGCAACGUUCUCGACCUCUUCGGGUUCGUCCAAGUCGUCGCAAGUUCAGCAGUGGAACGAACAAAACGAUCGCUCGAAAAAUCGCUCUACUCUCGCCCAUCCGCCACUACCGAAAACAAGCGAACAGACGGCCAAGGCUGGCAGCAGGAUCGAAUCCCCUUCGUCGAUUAAUGCUAGCAGAGCGCAAGGUGCUGGCUCCUCUAAAACGCAAAUGCAUACCGACUCCUUCUUUGUGCACCAAGAUCGUCCACCGUUGCCGUUUAUCUCUAAAAAACCGACGCAUAACAAACAAAUUGCGCCGCCACCGUUUGCUAUGCAGCGCAGCCAAACGGCCAUGGCGAUGAAGCUUUCGAAGCAGCAACAAUCGAGGAUAGCGGAAUCGAAACUGAAAGGAAAGUCACUGAGUUCUAGUAAUUUGUUGUUGCUGGAUGACAAUCCUUUAUCCUACUCAGCAGCUGGUAUGGCAGUGAUCAGCUCAGGGGCACGUUCGCGUCAAAUCGUGAACCCUCGCGAAAAGGCGGCCAAAUUCAGCUUCUACUCCUCUGCAGCCAACAGUUUAUCGCUCGAUCAGCUGGACAGUUCGAGUGGUGUAAAAAAUCGUUCCUCUUCGAUUGUGUCGCCACAUUUUGCUGAAACGGCUGCGAUGAAUGGCACCCGCACAAAUGGUCCCAAUGCUGCUUAUAGCCCAGAAAAUCUUCACCCACCGCCUCUGGGACAGCAGCACAUUGUGAUCGAUGUUGUUCCUAAACCUCCGAUGGGCAGUGCGUUUGCUCAUGGAUCAUCGAUGGCUUAUCCGUUGCAAUCGUUGGGUGGCAUUGGGCCACCGGGAUCGGUAGCGAACAUUCUGGAUCAAACGAUCGGUAUACCAUUAGUACAAGAUGAGCCGGACUUCAUAAGGCGCUCGGUUGGUGUACGAAAACCGCCACCUCCGCCGCAAUCGUCCUGGUUCCAUUCGAGUGCAAGUUCCCCUUCGAGCAACUCGAACAGCAACAACGCACCUCGCACCAUCAUCCAUCAGUAUCCGCUGAUCUCUGGCAACAUUCCGUCGAAGUUUCAGUUGCAACAGCAUCAGCAACCGUUUGAACUGCAAAUGGCCACGGCUGGAACCGGAAAGUACGGAACCAGGAAAAAAAUGGACGCACCUACUGCUUCAAUUCUGUCCAAUGGUGGAAACAGUCAUUCCAGCGUUGCACAAUCGCAACAGUCAGCCAUGAGCGCAGGCUCCAGUAACGGUGGAUUGGGAGCUGGUACGAGUUUGACGUCGAGUAAUCCAAACGGUGCCAGCAGCGGAGCGUCCUCAUCGUCCUCGGCUGCUACGAAACGGGACGGUGCGGAAAAGAAUAAAGUUAAAUUUUCCGACACCGUCACGGUAGCGGUUGUACCGGAAAUACCACGAAAAGAAAAGUUGCUGGUUGAAAAGCUACGUAAGCAACCUAUCCAGCCGGGGCCGGUAGGUUAUGGACCAUUUCCCAUUGCCGACCCGAAGCGUGAGCUAGCGGAAAGUUUGCCCCUGUGCCAUCCGAACGAGGACUAUCUGAAAGACUUUACACCAAUGCAAGAUCUUAUCAGCAACGGAAGCAGUGAAAUAGAGAAGAAAGAGGAAGAGAAAAAAAUUCCCAACAUUAAGGUUGUUCACUUUGGUGUGGUUUGAAUGCCUGAACAAUUUACAAGCCUUUAACGAAGCAGUAUUCCAUGUUUGGUUUUAUAUUUAUGUAUUUGUGGGUUUACCACGGUGUAUUUUAUCGCUGUAUAAUUGUUAUCCGUCCAGUAAGUGUUAUAACAUUCCAGUUACAAAGCAAGGCUAUUAUGUUGGCAGUUGUAUAUUUAUUGUAAUUAUAUUACUGAUAAGACACUGCACAGGUGUACACAAUUGUUUAGCGGGUAGAUACUGUAAUAAAU
Anopheles nili is the source of this 4040-nucleotide messenger RNA. RefSeq names its product WD repeat-containing and planar cell polarity effector protein fritz (gene frtz). Gene Ontology annotation, molecular function: protein binding. Gene Ontology annotation, biological process: cilium organization; establishment of protein localization; nervous system development. Gene Ontology annotation, cellular component: axonemal basal plate. Lineage: Eukaryota; Metazoa; Arthropoda; Insecta; Diptera; Culicidae. The coding region runs from base 1 to 3792 and encodes 1263 amino acids. The transcript has 7 exons. The record is from RefSeq and is a predicted model, not a curated record.